Molecule: messenger RNA, 1048 nt
Organism: Macroventuria anomochaeta
Lineage: Eukaryota; Fungi; Ascomycota; Dothideomycetes; Pleosporales; Didymellaceae
Exons: 3
Coding region: 249-728 (159 amino acids)
Source: RefSeq, a predicted model, not a curated record
GGCUCACACGAAGGAUCCUGCACCGUCGUGGCAAUCGGCUCAGAUGUUAGGGGCUUUAAGGAGGGCGACAGAGUCAUGGCAGGCAUCAUCUACCACCCCUACGGCAUGUGUCCCGAUUGUCUCGACCCGGAGAAUUAUAGUCAGUAUUGUCCCUGGAUUGAGGAGUAUGUCGGUGUUACAUGUUUUGCGGAGUAUGCAAGGAUUGAUUCGAGGACUGCUGCUGUGCUCCGGAUAAGGUGUCUUUCGAGAUGGCAUCACCUUUGGCUUGCGCAAGGAUUACAAUUUACCGCAGAGUUAUCUUUCAGGUGUAUAGAAGGGGGAGUGGUUGGCUAUGUUCGCUUGUCUCAAAUAACACUAUGACGAAGAGUGGGGGCGGGCUGGGCCAUCUUGGCGUUCAAUGUGCGGAAGCAUUGGCGGUUGAACGUCGUCGGUAUCGAUGCACGAGACGAGGGCCUCGAGUUGACAAAGAAGGGUGGUGCGGACGUAGUCAUCGACGCGCGGAAGGGGCCACGAGGAAGUGGUUAAGCAGGUCCACGCCGUUCGGCGACGCGAAGAAUGCAAUGAGGACUGGCAUGUGCAAUUACAAAGACGCACGGCGCCCGUCAUUCAGACCGCGCAGCCCCACACUGUCAUCGUGCCCUUCCAGGAACUCAUCUUGCGCGAUCUCCGCAUCCGAGGCUCUCUCGUCUCCUCACUCGAAGAAGUGCGUCAGAUUCUGCAAGUUGUAGCCGAGCACGGCGUCACGAUGAAUGCAAAUCCGUUCAAUGGUCUUGGGGAGAUUCAGAAAUUGGUACAUCUUGCUGAGAGCGGCGAGAGGAAGGGCAAGGGCACGGUUAUCGGUUAUCAUAGACCCCGAGCAGGUCAAGAAGGAGAAGGAGAAUGCUGGGGGUGCAAGCUCGCGUAUGUUGAGGGGUUGUGGGGACCUGCAGCUGUUAGGGAGGGGCUAGCGAGGCGUAGAGCGGCUGGGUGUGAAGCCGAUUGGAAACAACUCCUAUGGGUAAACAGCGAUCUGUAUAGCUCUUGAUGAAAAUGCAGCGUCAAUUUCGGA